Messenger RNA from Anoplophora glabripennis (Asian longhorned beetle), 1056 nucleotides. RefSeq names its product piggyBac transposable element-derived protein 3-like. The transcript has a single exon. Bases 1 to 1056 code for a protein of 351 amino acids. The record is from RefSeq and is a predicted model, not a curated record. Lineage: Eukaryota; Metazoa; Arthropoda; Insecta; Coleoptera; Cerambycidae.
AUGGCUUGCUGGAAAUUGUUUGAUAUCGAAAAUAUGGAUCCAGGUCGUGUUUUCGUUCUUCUAGACGAAAUACCGAGCGAUAAUGAAUCUCUUGUAGAAGAUCUAGACGAGGUUAUGAAUGAUGAAUUGCCGACGCCUGAUGCUUCCAAUAAUGGUGAAGUUUUUGACAUCGAAAAUAUGGACAUAAUUAUCGAGGAUAAUCACGUGAUUUCCAAUAACGACUUACACUGGGACAGCGAUGAUGAUAUCCCACUCGCCAGACGACCUGAUAUAUUCCUGUCAGAUUACUGGUCUGACGAUGUUUCCAACAUUAUGAAACCAAGUGCUUUCGCAGAAGCAACUGGUCCGGAUUUGCCUGAUGAUAUUGAGACACCGACAGACGUAUUCUUGCAUUUGUUUCCAGAAGAUUUGAUCACCCACAUUACAUUCCAAACCAACCUAUACGCAUUUCAGAGACAUGGUGAAGGAAGAAAUUUCAAACCAACAACUGCAAAGGAGAUUAAAAUCUUUUUGGGAGUUAAUCUCCUUAUGGGUUUGAAAAAACUACCAAGCUUCAAAGAUUACUGGUCUUCUCAGGAAGAAAUGAGAGAUCCUUUUAUUAGUUCCGUUAUUAGUAGAGAUAGAUUUGCUUGGUUGCUGAGUAAUAUUCACCUUAAUGAUAACGCAGUUCAACCACAAAAAGGUGAACAAAACUACGACAAGCUAUAUAAGGUAAGACCUCUACUCUCUAAGCUUCAAGAAACAUUUAUGUCGUCCAUGAAGCCUAGCGAGUUUCAAUCCGUGGACGAGAGCAUGAUAAGAUUCAAAGGGCGUAGUAGCUUCCGCCAAUACAUGCCAAUGAAACCUAUCAAACGAGGCUACAAAGUUUGGGUUCGAGCGGAUUCAACAGGAUACAAGUGCGAAUUCCAAAUUUAUACUGGCAAGGCUGAUCAAGUAACAGAAAAAAUUUUGGGCCAUAGAGUUGUCAUGGAUCUCACUCGAAAAUUGGUAGAUAAAAAUCACAAGGUGUUUUUCGAUAAUUACUUUAAUUCUGUCCAACUUCAGCGAAAGUUAUAA